UCAGCUGUUCUCUGCGGCAGGAACUCACCUGUUCCUCGGUCCAGCGCUGUAGUCUUCCCGCGCCGGCUUCUUUCCCGCCCCGGCAUCUGUCCGCAGUGUCUGGUCAUUCCUGUACUGUCUGCAGUCUCUGGUCAUCCCCUGUGCUGUCUGCAGUCUCUGGUCAUCCCCUGUGCUGUCCGCAGUCUCUGGUCAUCCCCUGUGCUGUCCGCACAUCUCUGUUCAUCUCCUGUACUGUCUGCAGUCUCUGUUCAUCUCCUGUACUGUCUGCAGUCUUUGUUCAUCUCCUGUACUGUCUGCAGUCUCUGUUCAUUUCCUGUACUGUGUCCGCAGUCUCUGGUCAUCUCCUGUACUGUCUGCAGUCUCUGUUCAUCUCCUGUACUGUCCGCAGUCUCUGGUUAUCCCCUAUACUGUCCGCAGUCUCUGGUCAUCUCCAGUAGCACGUCCGCAGUCUCUGGUCAUCUCCAGUAGCACGUCCGCAGUCUCUGGUCAUCUCCUGUAGUAUGUCCGCAGUCCCUGGUCAUCCCCUAUACUGUCCGCAGUCCCUGGUCAUCCCCU
Messenger RNA from Staurois parvus, 555 nucleotides. The record is from the annotation of a GenBank genome assembly. NCBI's taxonomy places the organism in Eukaryota, Metazoa, Chordata, Amphibia, Anura, Ranidae.